Messenger RNA from Penicillium diatomitis, 1206 nucleotides. Its product is annotated as Mn(2+) transporter ATX2. Bases 1 to 1206 code for a protein of 401 amino acids. The transcript is spliced from 3 exons. Gene Ontology annotation, biological process: zinc ion transport; transmembrane transport. NCBI's taxonomy places the organism in Eukaryota, Fungi, Ascomycota, Eurotiomycetes, Eurotiales, Aspergillaceae. Gene Ontology annotation, cellular component: membrane. The record is from RefSeq and is a predicted model, not a curated record. Gene Ontology annotation, molecular function: metal ion transmembrane transporter activity.
AUGGAGGGACUCUUCACCUUGCUCGCGCUGGGCAUCGUGAUGGCGGUGACGUCAUUCGUUGUCGGCUCUCUCCCUUUAGCAUUGACACUCUCCGCAUCGCAAUUAAGAUUGAUAUCUUCCAUUGGCAUGGGAGUUCUAGUCGGUACAUCUUUGAUCGUUAUCAUCCCCGAAGGGGUUGAGACCUUAUAUAGCGCCAAUGCUGUCAGUCGCAAGACUGUCGGCGCCCGCGCAAACGCAGUCGAGUGGUCCUCUGAAGGUCCCAUUUCAAAAGUCAUCGCGAAGGACGAUAUUCAUGCCUCUCCCUCGGCCUCCAGCAUACCGGUGCCAUUCCUGGACAUUGAACCCCAGCAAAAAUCACCGCUUGCCCGCCGACACGAAUCUUUCGAGUCUUCAAAUGCGCUGCGCGUACGCAAAGACGAGACCUCGAGCGCCAAAGAACAGCAUGGGAAGGAGGAAGAGAAAGAAGGGAGUUCGCCACAUGCUUGGAUUGGUGUCGCCCUUAUCAGCGGUUUCAUCCUCAUGUACCUCAUAGACAAGGUCCCCGAAUAUGCUUCACCGACCAAGUCCGAUCGACAGCCAUAUCACAUCUCCCUCGACAACCUAGGAUCAGGCCUACGGCGUGGCUCCUCUCCCUCCCGACCCGAUGGUCUCCUGGAAACAGGUCCUUCGCGGCAGCAGCACAGCCACAGUAUGGCGACAACCAUGGGCUUGGUCAUUCACGCCGCCGCAGAUGGCAUUGCAUUAGGUGCCUCGAGCACGGACAAGGGACUUAGCUUCAUCAUUUUCUUUGCCAUUAUGGUCCACAAGGCCCCCGCCUCCUUCGGUUUAACUUCAAUUCUCCUGAAGCAGGGGCUCUCGACCCGUACCGCUCGAGCGCAUCUACUGGUCUUCAGCCUGGCUGCCCCUGUAGGUGCCCUGGUAACCUUCCUCUUCGCCCAUCUACUUGGGACUGCCGGGGGUGACGAGGCUGCGUCCUUGUGGCGGACCGGGAUGCUGUUGCUUUUCUCUGGUGGCACUUUCUUGUACGUCGCCGUGCACACGAUGCAAGAAAAUGGACACUCUUCUGGAUCGCGCGAGCUGCCGCAAAAUGGGUACACCGAGUCGCGUGACUCGCCGAAAGAAUCCGAUAAGUCGAUGCGCGAUCUCGUGGCAUCUGUACUGGGAAUGAUCCUGCCACUCUUCCUACAAGUCGGCCACGCACACUAA